UUCUUCUUAAAUUCUCCGUCUCUUCGGCCUCGUCCUCUUUCCACACACAUACAAUUACACACAUUGAGUGCGUGAGCUGAGCUGAGCUGAGCUAAAUUAGUCACUUUUACGAUUAAUUUUUUCCACAAUGGCUACUGAGACGAUCAUCUCAUCCGACAAUCCAUCAACGAUCAUGAAGACCAUGACGAUCAGCACACCAUCAUCCUCAUUUCCGGCACCAGACAAUGCCGCCGGCGACGUCGCCGUUUCGGACGACUGUUUCGAGGACGGAUGUAGCAUUUGUCUGGAGCCUUUCAGCUCACACGAUCCUCCUACUGUCACCAAUUGUAAGCAUGAGUAUCAUUUGCAGUGUAUUCUUGAAUGGUCACAGAGAAGCACAGAAUGCCCUAUAUGUUGCCAACUUCUUGAAUUAAAGGAUCCCACCAGCCAAGAGCUUUUAUGUGCUGCAAAAGUUGAGAGAAGCAAGAGAGCAAGAAGUAGUAUCCGUGUUGUUUAUGAGGGUCCUGAAGUGAACCACGAUUCUUCUUAUGUAAUUGAUCCUGAUGAGGAGGAGCAAUUUCUGCAGCAUUUUGCUGCUGCUACAAGCAGAGCCCGUCAUGUUAACAGAAGCAGAAGGCAAACAGCAUCACGACUAGAUUCUUCCGAAGUAUUCCCUACUGUCCCUUCGGAAAUUGGGAUUAACUUGACUUAUGGGUUGGAGGGUGGUUUAGUUACUACAGGUGCACCAGCUAGCACCAUUGAGGUAGAAGCAUCAUCAGCAGUUCCUUCUGUUGUGGAUGUGACAUCCAUGACUCCUGAAACUGGAGAUGGUCAUGUUGGCCAUAGGAUUUUCUUUCACCAACCAUCACCUGAUGCUCCUCGCAAACUGAAUUCAUUUGAGUUCCUUGCCUUCUCUGAGUCUGUUAAAGCUAAAGUGUCUGCUGCUUCAGCCAGGUAUAAGGAAACAAUUACAAAAAGCACACGUGGUUUUAAGGAUAAGUUGUUGGCUCGCAAUACUACGGUCAAGGAAUUGGGUAGAGGAGUUCAGCGCGAGAUGAGUGCAGGCAUUGCUGGAGUUGCAAGAAUGAUUGAACGUUUAGAUCUUUCCUCAAAAAGAACUGGUGUUUUUGUUCCUCAGUCAAGUGCUCCGGUAGAAACUCCAGGAGCACCGGCCCCGACCGCCGAUACGGUGAACUUCUCACACGAAGGAAAGAGUGUAGAGGAGAGCAUUGCAACUCAGUAUCCCAUCGCAGGUUAUAGGGAAAUUACACAUGGUAUGAGUUCUGAUGUUCUGUCAUUCAACUCCACUACCAGACCAGCCCAAGCGGAUGUUUCUCUUAUAUAGAGCAAUUGCUGACACUUCAGUGAUUGGAAUUGCUGAUCGGUGACUAUCUAUAUGUUUUCCUUUUGGAAAUGGAAUCUGCAAGUGAUGUAUCCGACGUUUAUAGAAGGAUAAUUGAUCCGCAUCCUGCAGCCUCUGUAAAAUGUGAGAUCCCAGGAAUGUCCAGGCAUAUUAUGUAUUGCACUAGCUGCACACAGUUGAUUGCAUGACAGUCUGUUUGCUUUUAACUUACCUAGUUGAGCCUCUGUCCUUUCGAGGUCCUUUGUAUUGUCCACUUUGAAAUGGAUGCCACAGCGGCUGAGAUUGAGAUCAUAAAGCCAGCUCUUUCAUUUUUAUUAUAUCUAGUAUUGAUGCAUCAUGUUACUUCUUUUA
Messenger RNA from Coffea eugenioides, 1693 nucleotides. RefSeq names its product E3 ubiquitin-protein ligase RHF1A-like. The transcript has 8 exons. The record is from RefSeq and is a predicted model, not a curated record. Lineage: Eukaryota; Viridiplantae; Streptophyta; Magnoliopsida; Gentianales; Rubiaceae. Gene Ontology annotation, molecular function: ubiquitin-protein transferase activity. Bases 128 to 1324 code for a protein of 398 amino acids.